AGCACUGGGGACAAAGUGCUGUGCUCUUCCCUCCUGCGGCGCAGGGUAUAAAACCUCCCGGGGGGCUGCGACCUGCCUGCAGCUCUCUGCCUGCAGUCGAGGGGGCCCCGGGCCGCUGCAGUACCCGGCACCAUGGCCACGGGUGAGCUGACAGAGCUGGAGACGGCCAUCGAGAAGAUCAUCACCGUCUUCUUCACCUACGCGGGGAAGGAGGGCAAGAAGGGCACGCUGACAGCCAGUGAGUUCAAGGAGCUGGUCCAGCUCCAGCUGCCCAACCUGAUGAAGGACGUCCCCUCCCUGGAGGAGAAAAUGAGAGAGCUGGAUGUGAACAACGACGAGGAGCUGAAAUUUGGCGAGUACUGGCGGCUGAUCGGGGAGUUGGCAAAGGCCAUGCGGAGGGAGAAAGCGGGGAAGAAGUGAUGGGGUUGUGGGGAGACUCGGCUGACGCGGAGAUAAUAAAAGAGGU
Gavia stellata (red-throated loon) is the source of this 466-nucleotide messenger RNA. It is a transcript of the gene S100A13, whose product is annotated as S100 calcium binding protein A13. The transcript is spliced from 3 exons. Gene Ontology annotation, biological process: positive regulation of canonical NF-kappaB signal transduction; positive regulation of cell population proliferation. Bases 133 to 420 code for a protein of 95 amino acids. Gene Ontology annotation, cellular component: perinuclear region of cytoplasm. NCBI's taxonomy places the organism in Eukaryota, Metazoa, Chordata, Aves, Gaviiformes, Gaviidae. The record is from RefSeq and is a predicted model, not a curated record. Gene Ontology annotation, molecular function: RAGE receptor binding.